CCCAUCAGGCUGUAAUAGGAGCCACCUGCGUUUGGCUGUAUUUGUUGAGCAGGAACCUGCCUCCUCCUGCCCAAAGGAGGAGUAUAGUUCAUUACCUCCACGAGCUUAUUUAAAAACAGCAAAAGCAGGAACUCUGCAGUUCCCAGUUUCCCACCUCCUGUGCCAUGGGUCGUUUAGUUGGACUGGGGUGGUUGACCCUCAUGAUAGCUGUCGUGAACAUAGAGGCACAAAAAAAGUCCUCAAUAAAUAUCGAUUCAAAAUGCCUGGGGAACGUCAUGCGUGUGGAUCUCAGUCCACUUGGAGGAAAUCUUCUGGAAGUGUCUGCUGUUAUUAAUAACUCUGCAAUCCUUAUCACACCGAGUUUAGCCUCUCAGUGUGGCUUCAGGAUGAAGAUGGACCAGCUGGGAAACACCAUGAUUUAUGCCUCCCUUCAAAACUGCUUUGCUCAGAAUGUGGGCGAUCAAACAUUCACAACAAAAUUAAAUCUUCGACUGCAUGGGAACCGGAUGGUAGAUGAGCUGUACGAGGUGUCUGAAACCUGCCGCUAUGCUGCCUGGGCCUCCAGGGAAAUAGUUUGUGACCACGACUAUAUGGAGGUGUCUGUGAAGAGGGCAGCUCCGGAUGAUUACGCCCUACCUGAGCAUCCCAUCUCAGGGGCUCAUUCAAAGUUUGGUGAUCCUCGACGAGCUGCUGAGAAACAGCCCAUAGAUGCAGGAUACAGAAUCACAACCCUCGUGUUCUUCACUCCUGAGGAGAGGAUCAUGAAGGUGACCGAGGCCCAGAGAAGUGGUUACGGGAUCACAAACACCCCUACAAGACUGGUUCUGCGAAGCCCAAAGACUUCAGCUGAAACAUACACCCAGAAUGUUGCAGGGGUGCCUAUGACGGUGCUCAAAACCUCAACAAUAUUUGAGAAGAAGUGGCUGGCGACUCAAAUCGAUGCAGGAGCUGCGUGCCCAAUACUGGAGGGCAGUGUUUUCUUCACUCCAAACGCAAUCAACUGGUUCCUGCCACGAUACAUUGACCCUCUGAUCUCUUCUGGCCAGUUUAAACUGUUGGAGGUGCACAUGGGUGUGGAUGGAAAGAGGCUUGAUGCUGCUGAGAUGGCUUCCAGACGUUAUUCCCUGUCUGUCAAUGAUGUUUACAUCAUGGUUGAAAUUCCUGUUGGGGCUGUUGGAGGCCACUUCAAGAGUCACGUUCAGGACGGUCAUUACCUUACUACUUAUACGAUUGAGCCGAUGCUCGAGUUACUGUGGACUGAAGACACUACUCACGAGGACACAAGAUACAAAGUCCUCCUUCCCAUCACGACACCAUUAUUGUCUCAACCCCCACAAGUUAUUGAUAACACUGUUCCGGAGGAGCGGAUGUUUAAAGUGCUGCUCGGGUCUUUUGGCUCUGAUGUGGCGCUAAUAAACGUCACCUUCCCCUCUGAGGUCUUGUCUGUGGCGGACUGCAUUGUCAGAGGCUUUAAUGUCCUGGAACACAUGUCCCCUAACAGCAGCUCGAAGGUCUUCACACUUGAAUUGCCCUUCACGGACCCUGCCGUACUACAGAUGAGGGAAAUGGGGAUUACAGUCUACUCUCUUCACCUGACUUUUGGCUUGGUGGUCCUUCCAGAGUUUGCUCCAUUUUCUCACACUGCUUAUCUGGAGGCUAGAUUAGUAGACAUAGUUCCUCCCUCUGUCUCUGGUGGCUGUGAUCAUCAAAACUUCUAUGUCCUGGUGAAAUACGGGACCCACAACAUCAACUUUCAAACCAUAGUGGGAAGACAGAUGUUGACCCCCAUCCUGGCUCAGCAAUACGGUUUCAUGGAUAACGGCACACACUUCAGUUUUAUAGUUCCAUUUUCCUCCCCUGAUGUUGUGAUUGAGGCCAUUGAGUCAUCAUCCAUCAGGAGCAGACUCGACGUGGCUCUGAGGAAUCUAGAAACCAACACAAAUAUCAAAGAAUUCUCUUUGGCUUGCAACUUCAUCACAACGCUGACUGAGUGUUUCCCUAAUGGAACCAUGACAGCUCUAGCUCUGAAACUGGAGUCUGUUCCCAGUCUGAACCCCAGUCAGCUCACCCUCAGUGACCCCAGCUGUGGUCCCAUCUACAGCAACGACCAAUAUGCUUAUUUUGUCUUCACUGCCAACUCUUGUGGGACGACCAGAAAGUUUUUGCCCAACAUGAUGCGGUAUGAAAAUGAAAUCUCUCUGCCAGAUGAACUUGAAACAAAGAGGGAAUCAAAGUCGGACGAGCCGGAGUAUGAGCUAAAGGUUUCAUGUUAUUAUGACAUCAGCACAAACCACGCUGUGGCCUUUAACACCAGACCUCGCAGGAGUGAAGCAUAUGCUGAAAAUGCACGAGGGGAGCUGCAAGUUGAAAUUAGACUUGCUACGGACGACUCCUACAGCGUGUUUCACAGGGUCGAGGAUUAUCCCUUGGCAAAGUACCUACAACAGCCACUGUAUUUUGAGGUGGAACUGAUGGCGUCUGCAAACCCUGAUGUAUCACUGGAGCUGGUGUACUGCUGGGCGACGCUGGAGGACGACAGGACAUCCCGACCCAGAUGGGACCUCAUCGUUGGCGGCUGUGCAAACCCAAAGGACCCUAACCAGGUUAUCUUCCAUCCUGUUUGGCCUGAUGCCAGAGUUCAGUAUCCUUCUAACUUUAAGCGCUUUGAGGUACCAAUGUUUGCCUUCGCCAGAGACAAAGAUAAUUUAAAUCAGCAGGUCUUUGUCCAUUGUGAUGUGGAGGUCUGUGAUGCCAGAAAUCCAGUGGGUGGAGCUUGUAAUGUGCAGUGUUCAAACCCAGACGACAGGAUAAAAGGUCAAAAACGUGCUGUUUCAGACGGCCAUGGUUCCAAACACGUGUCAACAGGACCCAUACUCAUAAAUUAACAAAAUAAAUGAUUUUAAAAAGA
Plectropomus leopardus (leopard coralgrouper) is the source of this 2908-nucleotide messenger RNA. RefSeq lists its product as uncharacterized. The record is from RefSeq and is a predicted model, not a curated record. Lineage: Eukaryota; Metazoa; Chordata; Actinopteri; Perciformes; Serranidae.